UACUACUACCCCCACGUCCACAUAAGAAAUAAGAACCUUAAUUGUUUCUCUCUCCUUAAUCUGUUUCAAGUGUCAUUUUCUCACAUAUACUUGUUCUUCUUCUUCAAUCUUCAUCAUCAUCACACAAAAGUCUCUCAUUCUAACCUCAAAUUUCAAAAACCCAAAUCUCUAUAACUCUUCUCUCUUUCUCAGAACCUUGUUUGGUUAAGAGAUAGAAAGGAUGGAACUAUUUCCAUCUCAACCAGACUUGUCUCUACAGAUCAGUCCUCCAAACACUAAACCCACAUCAUCAGGAUCAGGACCAGGAUCAGGAGCUUGGACUUCAACAACAAGGUCAAAAGAAUAUUUACAAGAAGAUUUAGAUUUGGGAUUCUUGAAAAGAGCCCUUCAUUCAUCAAGAAACUCCUCCCCUUUCAUUGACCUAUCUCUCUCUAGUCCCCCAAAUACCUCCAACCGCCACCAAACCGCCACCGCCACUGCCGCCAAUCUAUACCCUAAUUCAUUUCAACAAUAUCUCUAUCAGCAAAAUGGGUUAUUGAGUCGACCCAUUAAGGGAAUCCCAGUUUACCAAAACUACCCUCCUCACCAUUCUCAUCCUCUUCCCUACACUUUUAGCUCUCAUCAUCAUCACCAUCAUCCUCAUCCUCAUCCUCAUCACCAGACUAAUUUAGAUACAUUAAACACUAUUCCAAAUUGCAGCACUAACUAUCCCUCAUCCAAUUCUCCGGGAGGAGGAAUUAGUCGAUCCAGAUUUCUUCCAUCUAGGUUUCCGGCCAAGCGCAGCAUGCGGGCUCCGAGGAUGCGCUGGACAACAACCCUCCACGCCCGUUUCAUUCAUGCCGUGGAGCUUCUUGGCGGCCAUGACAGAGCAACGCCCAAAUCAGUUCUUGAGCUUAUGGAUGUAAAAGAUCUCACCUUGGCCCAUGUUAAAUCCCAUCUCCAGAUGUAUCGGACGGUUAAGACAACAGAUCGAGCUGCAGCUUCAUCAGGUCAAUCAGAUGUGUAUGAUCAAAAUGGAUCAUCUGGAGAUACUAAUUCAGAAGGCAAUGGAUUUGAAGUUCAAAAGAUAAAUAGAAUAUCUGAUCAUAAUCAUCAUCAACAGCAGCUUCCAAUUCAACAAGGAGAUCCAAAGGAUUGUCAUGCUCUUUGGAGCAAUUCCUCUAGCAUGGAGACAUGGCUGCACGACAAAUCAAGGGAUCAUUCUGCUCCUAAUUUACAUUUCCUUGAGAAGGAUAUUGAUGUUGAUGGAAAUUGCUUGAGCUAUGAGAGAAUAUCAGAUGGAAGUUCAUCGAACAACUCCGAGACAAGCCCGAAGAAGCCUAAUCUUGAAUUCACUUUGGCCAUUCCAUACUAGAGCUAGCUAAUUACAGCAUUAAUCAAGCCUCAUUAACCUGCAAUUGCAUUGGAUUGAUUAAUACACUGCUAGCUAGCUGGUGAAGAGAUCAAAUGGAGGUACAGUAUUAGAAAAGGAGAGGAAAAAAAGGGGGUAAAAAGAAAGGAAAAAGGGUAUGCCAAGAAAGACAUAAAGCAACAAAAAGGAAAAGGGUGGCAAGAAAAAGCUAUACCUAACCAUCCAUCCAUGAUUCCAUGUACCCCUCCCCUCCCCUCCCCAUAUUAUGCUCAUUAAUUAGCCUAAUGUUAAUUUCCCCUUAAUUUACUUUUUUUUCACAUCUCUAGCUAGAGCUAUUGCUAGUUUCUUUUUUCUUUUCUAUUUUAUAUAUUUAAUGUAACAUUGUAUUGAUAGAGAAAUGAAAACUCCUACAAUUCCUA
Messenger RNA from Impatiens glandulifera, 1770 nucleotides. RefSeq names its product probable transcription factor KAN2. Gene Ontology annotation, biological process: regulation of DNA-templated transcription; abaxial cell fate specification. The transcript is spliced from 6 exons. Bases 221 to 1354 code for a protein of 377 amino acids. The record is from RefSeq and is a predicted model, not a curated record. Gene Ontology annotation, molecular function: transcription cis-regulatory region binding. Lineage: Eukaryota; Viridiplantae; Streptophyta; Magnoliopsida; Ericales; Balsaminaceae. Gene Ontology annotation, cellular component: nucleus.